AUGACUCCUAAAACACGGUCACUUAUUAAUAACAAGAGUCCCAUUGAUAUCGAACCCUAUAAAAGUAAAUUUUUUACAAGUGUCUAUAGUUCCGAAGAAUCUUCAAUAGAAGGUUUAAAACAAAAAAGUAUUAAUGAAACUACUACAGAAGAUGAAAGUGAGGAAGAAUUAAAACUAAGUUCAAGAGGUCUUGUUCAAAUUGUAGGUUCAUUGGAUAUAUCGUUGUUGGAUAAUGACGCUCCUUUAUUAUUCAAUAAUCAAGUCGAUGAAUUUGACGUUGCUUUAGAUCCUCCCUCUAACUCGCUACAAUUAACAACACGUAACGUUCGUAAAUAUGAUGAUCCAUCGGAAAAUAAAAGACGAAGACUGCUAUUGGUAUCAUUACUAGAAAACUUUUGUUUAUUAUAUGAUACAAAUCCAGAAAGAAAUCAUGAACUAUUUUAUCUUAUAUGUAAAAAUUUAAGUACUAUGGGUAUAAUUGAAGAAGAGCACAUUGAUGAGAUGUCUACCGUCCGCUCCUCUUAUCAACGUGCUUUCAAAGCUUUGGUCAUACAAGCUCUUAAUUCAAUUAAACAAGAACGUUUAAUGAAGGAAUCUCGUUUACUUAUGCCUUCUUGUCCAGAAACUGAUUUAGAUAAGCCCGAUAAACAUUCUCCUCAUGAUAAUAAACUUCCUUAUUCUGCAAAAACAAAAAAAGAUAACUCAAACUCAAAAGUUUUAAAAAAUCUUUCGUUCGGUGAUAUUUUGGACCUUGAGAAUAGUCGUUACUCCAAUGAUUUCAUUGAACUUAAAUUAUUAGGUAAAGGUGGAUUUGCAAGUGCUAAAAAUAAAUUAGAUGGUAGAGAAUAUGCCAUUAAAAAAAUCAGAUUAAGAGGUGAUAAAAUUCCUGAAGAAAAAGAAAAGAUAUUUCGUGAGAUUAAAAUCCUUGCAAGAUUAGAACAUACAAAUGUUGUGCGUUAUUAUAGUUCAUGGCUCGAACAUAUCAGUAGUAAACAACGUAGUAACGAAGAUGAGACAUCAUUAUUGUUAAAUUCCGAAGAAAAUUCUUCGCGUGUUGAAAGUUCAAAUGGAUAUCAUUCUGAUAACGAGUCUAGUAUCAAUUCAAACCAAGAUAGUUCUGAUAUUUUUAGAAUGUCUUUUUCUGAUGAUGAUGGAAUUGAUUUUGUUGAUGAUAUUUCUGCGGCUGGAAAAUUAAAUAGUGAUUUUAAUAACACUCCUACUCACACCACCAACACCAACUAUAUUUAUAAUAAAAAAAAUAAUAACAGACUUUCCCAAAACUAUGAUACUUUUAAAGCCGAUAAAAUAAGCCAUUCUCAUAUUCCCAAAGAUGUUGAAUCUUUGAAUCUUGAGAAAGAUUGGGUGCUUUUCAUUCAAAUGCAGUUAUGUAAUAGUACAUUGCGCGAUUAUUUAAAAAAACGUGAUGCCAAUAUAUUGGCGCCAACAACUGAUCUGUUAAGCUCCGUUGAUCAUAACAUCAUAAUCGAUUUAUUUAGAGGCAUAGUACGUGGGGUUGCAUACAUUCACGAUCAAGGGUUGAUUCAUCGAGAUCUCAAACCCGGAAACAUAUUUAUUGGUGGCCUUGCAGAUGGUGGGCAAGAUAAUUUGGUUGUUGCCAAUAAUUUAUUAUCUUUUUCUAAUGAACGAGUAGUGCCAAAAAUCGGCGAUUUUGGAUUAGUAACUGCAGUAGAUGGCGAUCACACCUACUCAACAAUUGAUAAUUCAAUAAACAGAGGAUUAAAAGGAUGCGUAGAAAGUGAUCAUGGUUUAAAAAUUAAUAACAAAAGGCAUGAACGUGCUCAAGUUAUUAAAAAUCUAAGAAAUGGAAUAUUACCUAAAGGGUUUGUUAAAAGAUUUCCAAAAGAGGCAGCAUUCAUUUUAUGGAUGAUGGCAGAAGAUCCCGAUAAGAGACCAAGUGCAAAACAAAUUCUAGAUUUUGAAUUAUUGUCAGAUUCAAAUCAAGAAGAGCAUUCUAAAAUACAACUUAGACUUGUUGAAAGUACACAUAAAUUAGAAAUGGUAACACAAGAAAAUGAAAUUUUAAAGAAAAAAGUUGCAGAAUUAGAAGAAAAAUUAAAAAAAUAUGAAAAUCUCAUUACUUAUAAUACAAAAGGGGCUUCAUAG
Entrophospora candida is the source of this 2124-nucleotide messenger RNA. Lineage: Eukaryota; Fungi; Glomeromycota; Glomeromycetes; Entrophosporales; Entrophosporaceae. The record is from the annotation of a GenBank genome assembly.